Messenger RNA from Pimephales promelas (fathead minnow), 2846 nucleotides. RefSeq names its product frizzled class receptor 8a (gene fzd8a). Gene Ontology annotation, cellular component: plasma membrane. NCBI's taxonomy places the organism in Eukaryota, Metazoa, Chordata, Actinopteri, Cypriniformes, Leuciscidae. Gene Ontology annotation, biological process: non-canonical Wnt signaling pathway; canonical Wnt signaling pathway. Gene Ontology annotation, molecular function: Wnt receptor activity; Wnt-protein binding. The record is from RefSeq and is a predicted model, not a curated record.
AGAAAGGCUCUCGUGAACACCACGAAUGAAGAAAACGCGUUUACACCGGGAGUUUUCUUGUUAACAGAGAAGUUUUGAACAUCGAAACGCGGCUUUAUUUUUAUUGAUUUUUUUAACAAAUCGCCGGAGCAGGAAUAAGGAGAGGAAAUCCGAAACGCUUGCAUUAAUUCCCUCAGCCAUUUUGCCCGUGGCUAUUUAUUCUCGGUAUGCAACCUAACCGCAACUCCGUGCCAAAGAAGUGAAGCGGAGAUGGGUCUGCUCUGCAACAUCUGAACUCAACUAUUUCCAGCGCUGCGUUGCUUGUGUUGACAGUGGGGUGGAAAGGAUGGAGUGCUACCUGUUGGGGAUUUACCUGUUCCUCGCGCUUGCCCUGCUGCCCCGGUCGAGCGGCACCACGGCCAAGGAGAUCACCUGUCAGGAGAUAGCCGUUCCUCUGUGCAAGGGCAUCGGCUACAACUACACCUACAUGCCGAACCAGUUCAACCACGACACGCAGGAUGAAGCCGGCUUGGAGGUGCACCAGUUCUGGCCUCUGGUGGAGAUCCAGUGCUCCCCGGAUCUCAAGUUCUUCCUGUGCAGCAUGUACACCCCCAUAUGCCUGGAGGACUAUAAGAAACCCCUGCCGCCGUGCCGGAGCGUGUGCGAGCGAGCGAAGGCUGGUUGCGCCCCGCUCAUGCGGCAGUACGGCUUCCCCUGGCCGGAUCGGAUGAAGUGCGAUUCGCUGCCGGUGCAGGGCGCGCCAGACACGCUGUGCAUGGACUACAACCGAACCGACUCCACCACAGUGUCGCCGGUGCUGUCCAAACCCACGAACUACCCGAGCAAAGCCAUUAACCCACACAAAAAGAAAAGCGGGCGCGCUGGCGUCGGACCCAAAGCGACUAAACCCUGCGAGCCCGGCUGCCAGUGUCGCGCGCCGAUGGUGGCGGUAAACAGCGACCGACACCCGCUGUACAACCGCGUGAAGACGGGUCAGAUCCCCAACUGCGCCAUGCCCUGCCACAACCCGUAUUUCACCCAGGACGAGCGGACUUUCACGGCCUUCUGGAUCGGACUUUGGUCGGUGUUGUGCUUCAUAUCCACCUUCGCCACCGUCGCCACCUUUCUAAUCGACAUGGAGCGGUUUAAAUACCCCGAGCGCCCGAUUAUUUUCCUUUCGGCGUGCUACAUGUUUGUGUCGAUCGGGUACAUCGUGCGAUUGAUCGCAGGGCACGAAAAAGUGGCCUGUAACCGGGAGUAUGACGUGGAGCACAUUCACUACGAAACCACCGGCCCCGCGCUGUGCACCGUUGUGUUUUUGCUGAUUUAUUUCUUCGGGAUGGCCAGCUCGAUAUGGUGGGUCAUCCUCUCGCUCACCUGGUUUCUCGCAGCGGGCAUGAAGUGGGGCAACGAGGCCAUCGCGGGGUACUCUCAGUACUUCCACCUGGCCGCUUGGCUCAUCCCGUCCAUGAAGUCCAUCGCCGUGCUCGCGCUGAGCUCGGUGGACGGCGACCCGGUUGCGGGGAUCUGCUACGUGGGCAACCAGAACUUGGACAACCUGCGGGGCUUCGUGCUGGCGCCGCUAGUGAUCUACCUGUUCAUCGGCACCAUGUUUCUUUUGGCUGGAUUUGUGUCGCUCUUUAGAAUCAGAAGCGUCAUUAAGCAAGGGGGCACUAAAACGGACAAACUGGAGAAGUUGAUGAUCCGAAUCGGGAUCUUCACGGUGCUCUACACGGUUCCCGCCACCAUCAUCGUGGCGUGUUACUUCUACGAGCAGCAUAACAGACAGAGUUGGGAGAUCACACACAACUGCUCGUGCUUAUUAGAGCAGGAGAUAAAGAGGCCGGACUACGCCGUCUUCAUGCUCAAAUACUUUAUGUGCCUUCUGGUGGGCAUCACCUCUGGAGUUUGGACCUGGUCCGGGAAGACCCUGGAGUCCUGGAGGAGUUUCUGCACGCGCUGCUGCUGGGGCAGUAAGGGCUCCGGUGGCUCCAUGUACAGUGACGUCAGCACGGGAUUAACGUGGAGGUCCGGUACCGCCAGCUCAGUGUCGUGCCCCAAACAGAUGCCUUUGUCCCAGGUCUGAAACAAGAAAACCCUAUUAAUUGUUUGGGAGGGGGGUCUCUUUAGCCUUUCAGUCAUUUGCAUACAAAUGAACUUGUUGAUGGUUUCUAUUAGCUGAAGAACUGGUUGAAACAAUGCAGAAACAAUUGCGUUUCGCUAAUUCCAUUCUAUUGAUAUGGACAUGACAUGCAAUCAGUCAUUCUUAAGGAGAAUUUGGGCAUUAUUGUUCCUAGUGGAGUAACACACGUCCCCAACUUGCAGCAUUUGUCUCCUUUACACUCUCUUUUUUUCCGAGAUUUACGCAUUUCAAUUAAUAGUAAAAAUCCAUCCGAUUGAAAUAUUCCUUACGUGAAGAAUUGUGAAAAACUAGAGUUUAAUAAAACAUAAUCUUAAUGGGACAUUUAGGCUAUAGUUUAUGUGAUAUUCACAAAUAAAAUAAAUAAUAUGUAAGGACUAAUCAAUUCGAUUGAAUCUUACUAAUAACAAUCGAAAUGAAAAUCUUGAAAAAAAGGCGUAAUAUUUUUCGGAGUGUACUUUUACACGUUGUUGUAAGACAAGUUUUGAAUUGUCUGAACAAUCAAAGAUGGUUUAAAUAAGCCUUAAUGUCUUAGUGCCCAAUUGUUAUUGUUGUUAUUGUUAUUAUAUACGGGUUGUUGUUUUUUUAAUGCGAAAUGUAUUUAUACAAACUUGUAAAUGGUGUAUAAAAGAAGAUUUAUAAAUUUAUUGUACAUUUGUAUAUAGUGUAGAUGCCACAUGGAAAGCAAAUAUGCCUUUUAUUUUGACAAUAAAAACUUUUUGAGGAA